Molecule: messenger RNA, 459 nt
Organism: Paramuricea clavata
Lineage: Eukaryota; Metazoa; Cnidaria; Anthozoa; Malacalcyonacea; Plexauridae
Source: the annotation of a GenBank genome assembly
AUGGAGACCUUGCUUAAGGAGUUUUCCAUAAUUUUAGACGAGAAAAACAGAGCGAUAAACGAGCGAGAUAUCACUAUCAAACAGCUUCAAGCGAAUUUGUCAGAAAUUGAAAAUGAAAGAAACUCAGUAAAUCUUAAGAAUUCACCAACAAAGCAUGUUGACAAUAAAAGUAAGACUGCAUCGCCGCCAAUGCAGCCCUUGAUGUGUCAAAUGAAUAAUAUUGAGGAUUUAAUCAACUUGUCUAAAAUUAACGAUCUAUGUGACAUUGAAACCGAUGUCUUGGGCGAUGCAUCCAAAUCUGAUGAUAUGCUUCUAAGUCCAAAUAAUUCUACUAUAAAGGAACUUGAGGCCUUUAUUGACAAGUCUUUCUAUAGCGCCUCUGUCGAGCUAUCUAAUCCUGUCCGGCAGCCGACGGACUUCUAUACACAAAAACCAGGUUCGAAUUCAAAAGAAAGUGCC